AGCGGAUGGGUGGAGGAUGAUGAUGAUGAUGGAGAGGCCCAGGUCACGGUAGCUAGCAGUUUUUGGAGAGGAUUCUAGUGGAUUUGCCAAGUGAUCUGUCUGGAAACUAACCUGAUAAACAAGAUGAAGAGGGGUUUGCUGCGUGGCUUACUGCCAGAGGUGUCUAUCCGACUGCUGCUUCUGGUUGUCUUCCUUGUGACAGAGCAGCUUCCACCCUUUAUUCGUGAGAUCCAGGCAGAGGAGAUGUGGCUGUAUAGAUUUCACAGAGUGGAGAAUGACCAUGUCCCCACCUCUCUCAUGUUUAGCGUGGCGUGUUUCACUCCAUUCCUGGUGAUCCUGCUUUUCACCUUUCUGAAGAGAGUUGAGAGAGGAGAUGUGAGAGAGGCCUCGCUAGCGGUGACUCUGGCUCUGGUACUGAACGGAGUUUUCACCAACGCCAUCAAGCUGGUCGUGGGCCGGCCACGGCCAGACUUCUUCUACCGCUGUUUCCCAGAUGGACAGAUGAACCUGGAGAUGCACUGCAGCGGCGACCCGGAAGUGGUCAUGGAGGGCAGGAAGAGCUUUCCCAGUGGACACUCCUCCUUUGCAUUCACUGGACUGGGCUUCACAGCGCUGUAUGUGGGGGGUAAGCUGCGAUGCUUUAGUCUGGGGGGUCGGGGCAGGGCCUGGAGACUAUGUCUCUUCCUCGCUCCCCUCCUCCUAGCCUUCAUGAUCGCUCUCUCCAGGACCUGCGACUACAAACACCACUGGCAAGAUGUGUUGGUGGGUUCUGGUCUGGGCCUGGUGUUCUCUUGGCUCUGCUACAGACAGCAUUACCCCUCCCUCCAGGACCCUGACUGUCACUGGCCGCUACGCCACAGAGAGACUGUUCCUGCUGUACAGGAACGCAAGCUGGCCAACUCCAACUACAUACUACCCCUAUAGCCGGCCAACUACAUACUACCCCUAUAGCUCUACUCCAACUAUAUAUUGAAAUCAAAUCAAAUUGUAUUUGACGCACGCGGCGAAUAAAACCGGUGUAGACCUUACAGUGAAAUGCUUACUUACAAGCCCUUAACCAACAAUGCAGUUUUAAGAAAAAAUAAGUGUUAAAGUAGUUACUAAAUAAACUGAAGUAAACAAUACAU
Messenger RNA from Salmo salar (Atlantic salmon), 1127 nucleotides. It is a transcript of the gene ppc1a, whose product is annotated as Phosphatidic acid phosphatase type 2 domain-containing protein 1A. Gene Ontology annotation, molecular function: phosphatidate phosphatase activity. Gene Ontology annotation, cellular component: membrane. Lineage: Eukaryota; Metazoa; Chordata; Actinopteri; Salmoniformes; Salmonidae. Gene Ontology annotation, biological process: phospholipid metabolic process; phospholipid dephosphorylation. The record is from RefSeq and is marked provisional.